UAUCGUUAUUCCUUCCCGUCUUCUCAUUUUACCGCCUUCAUCUCCAGUUUGAAACCGUAACAUAACCGAAGCCCAUUUGGAAACUUCCCUCUUUCUCGCUCUCCUCCUCUGCUCCUUCGCAAACGAAGUCGUCUCCUGGAUGAAACCCUAGCCCUGCUUCGCUUGUUGGAGUUCUUGGCGGACGAGGCUUUGUUCAUCUCCCUUAGGGUGACUGAUUCCGUUCGGUGGUUCUUCGCAAUUUCGUUUUGUUGUUUUCUUUAAUUGCGAUCCUCUCUGAUGUUUGAUUCGAUCGGGCGGUGUGUUCUUGAACCCCUUUGCUUCAGUUCUCGAAGCAGCUUUCGCCCGAGGAAGCGAAUUCUCGUGGAAGAGAUCGCCUCUUGGGGUCCUUUAUGAAAAGCCUUCUUUUGCUUCCGUUCUGUGGGUAUUGAUGCAUCUUUAUCUGUUGUUCUCCUUGAUUUCGACCCAGUCGGAAGAUUCACUUUCGUUGCUCCGUGUGUUCUUGAAUCGUUUUGCUUCAUUUCUUGAAGGACCAUCGGGGUUGAGUUCGGGUUCUUUAGUGAUCGAUCGACCAACGCUUUGAUCCGUGUAGCAAAAUUAAAAUUUGUUCUCUUCCUUCCAAUUUUUUUCUUGAAUUUUUAUUGUUUUAUCUUCGGUUUCGAUGGUUUACGAUGGGUUUCUUGCAGGUCGGCGACGAGGAGCUGCUCCGAAGAUGAACGACCUUAUGACCAAGUCUUUCAUGAGUUACGUGGAACUCAAGAAGCAGGCGCUGAAGGAUCUCGAGGCCGGGGCGGAUGACCCACCGAAAGUCGAGGCGGCGGCCGGCGGUCUCACCCGCAUGGAAGAAGAGAACCUUGCUCGCUUCUUCAGCGAGAUCGGCGGGAUCCAGUCCGAGAUGGACGACGUCUCCAGCCUCCUCGUCGAUCUCCGCUUCCUGAACGAGGAGUCCAAGUCCGCCCACAGCGCCAAACUCCUCCGCGGCCUGCGGGAUCGCAUGGACGCGGACGUGGUGGCCGUCCUCCGCAAGGCCAAGGCCAUCAAGGUCCGGCUGGAGUCCCUCGACCGCUCCAACGCCGCCAACCGUGGUGUGGCGGCGUGCUUCACCGAGGGCAGUCCCGUGGACCGGACCCGGGUGUCGGUGACCAAUGGCUUGCGGACCAAGCUUAGGGAGACGAUGAAUGGGUUUCAGCUGUUGCGGGAGCGCAUAGUUUCCGAUCACAGAGAGGGCCUGAAGCGGAGGUACCUCAACGCCACGGGCGAGGCCGCGACCGAGGAGACGAUCGACAAGAUGCUCUCAGGGGCUAGCCAAGUCGGGCUCCUGGACAACAGGGGCGAAGUGGACUUGGAGGUAUUGGAGAGGCAGAAGGCGGUGAGCGACAUACAGAGGAGCUUGAUGCAGCUGCAUCAGGUCUUCCUCGACAUGGCGGUCAUGAUGGAAGGGCAGGAGGAUCAACUGAACGACAUCGAGGAGAAUGUGGCCCGGGCGAAGGACUACAUCAGUGGGGGAACCGACCGCCUCGUCUCUGCCAAUGCAAUGAGGAAGAGGAACAAGAAGUGCGCUUGCUUGGUUUGUGCUCUGCUGCUGGUUGUCAUCUCGGUUUGCUUGGUUCUUAUACUCACGGAUCCUUAAACACACGCCCAUGAACUCGAGGAUGCUGAUAGUAUAGAUUGAGGAACUGUAAUAACCUGAGUCACGUGAAUGCGAUGGCUGAUGCUUAUGGCUGAGGAACAUGAUGAACUUUCACGGAUGUAAGAUAAGUAGUUGUUGUUAUUUUGUUAGGUGUUCAAGUUCUUUAUGGAUUUGGUGACAUAAUCUUGUUUGAAACACAAUCUAGAAUCUAUGAGUGAGAAAUCUCUUAAGGCAAAGAGAGCUUUGAAGAAUUAGGGACAAAGAUAUGGUAAUAGAAGACAUCGCAAAGCAGACAUUAGCCACAGAUAAAAGAGUACGAGGUAUGCUUUAUUCGGAAGUAUCGAUAUGGGAAAGACUCAGGACUUGUGGAUACAAUUAUAUUUAAUUUAUUAUGGAAGGACUCAGAACUUAAUU
This is a messenger RNA of Musa acuminata subsp. malaccensis (wild Malaysian banana), 2041 nucleotides long. The record is from RefSeq and is a predicted model, not a curated record. Lineage: Eukaryota; Viridiplantae; Streptophyta; Magnoliopsida; Zingiberales; Musaceae.